Molecule: messenger RNA, 2094 nt
Organism: Prunus dulcis (almond)
Lineage: Eukaryota; Viridiplantae; Streptophyta; Magnoliopsida; Rosales; Rosaceae
Product: common plant regulatory factor 1
Exons: 13
Coding region: 431-1705 (424 amino acids)
Biological process (GO): regulation of DNA-templated transcription
Cellular component (GO): nucleus
Molecular function (GO): DNA-binding transcription factor activity; sequence-specific DNA binding
Source: RefSeq, a predicted model, not a curated record
GUGUUGGGUGACGUGGAAAUUGCCUUGGCGCUCUUCUUCUUCUUCCUCUUCCUCUUUGUUCCUCUCUACCACCACCCUCACCCUUUUCUCUCUUUCUCUCUCCUUCAAUUUCUCGCUCUUGCUUCCUUUGUGAUAGAAAAUAAGCGUUUUUUUAUCUCUGGGUGUUCUAGAGGGAGAAAAUGCAGGGGAUUUGAAGCCGGGGUUUGCCGCCAUUGAAGAAGUUUGAAGCUUUGACGAAAUUUCAACGAAUUCUGAAGUUUUCUUUUUCCUUUUGGUUUGGAUUUUGGACGUUAAGAGGUGGAGAUUUGGAUUUGAGAGUUCAAGUGUGGAGUCUGAACAGUAUAUAUAACAGAUAAAGAAGUGAUGUACUGAUCAAGAAAGCUCAAAAUAUUUCUUCUCAGUAUCUUUGAAUAAGCCUUAGUGGUCAUCCAUGGGAAACGACGACGACGGAAAAUCUGCCAAAUCUGAGAAAUCAUCUUCACCUCUGACAGCGGAUCAGACAAAUCAUAGCAAUCAGACCAAUGUUCAUGUCUAUCCUGAUUGGGCAGCCAUGCAGGCAUAUUAUGGUCCCAGAGUUGCUCUUCCUCCAUAUUACAACUCAGCUGUGGCUUCUGGCCACGCACCUCAUCCCUAUAUGUGGGGCCCACCACAGCCUAUGAUGCCACCCUAUGGGACACCUUAUGCAGCAAUGUAUUCACAUGGUUAUGCACAUCCGGCAGUUCCUCUUGGAUCACAUGGCCAAGCGGUUCCAUCAUCACCUUCUGCUGCAACUCCUUUGAAUAUGGAAACACCUACAAAGUCAUCUGGUAAUGCAGACCGAGGUUUAAUGAAAAAGUUGAAAAGAUUUGAUGCGCUUGCAAUGUCAAUAGGCAAUAGCAAUGUUGGGGAUGCUGAGGGUGGAGCUGAACAUAGUGUCUCCCAGAGUUUGGGGACAGAAGGUUCUAGCGAGGGAAGUGAUGGGAAUACGGCUGGGGAAAAUCAAACCAGAAGAAAAAGAAGUCGUGAGGGAACACCAGCCACUGCUGGAGAUGGGAAGACUGACAUGCAGCCCAGUCCAGUUUCUGCUAAGGAGGUAAAUGCAGCUUCUGAUAAAGUGUUGGGUGCAACUGUUGCUGCUCCUAGUGUCCCGGGAAAAUUGGUUGGACCAGUAGUUUCUCCUGGUAUGACCAUGGCGUUGGAAUUCAAGAACUCACCUAACUUGAACUCAAAGUCGAGCUCUACUAGUGUUCCACAAUCCUGUGCAGUUUUGCCUCCAGAAGCCUGGAUGCAUAAUGAACGGGAGCUAAAAAGGGAGAGGAGGAAACAGUCUAAUCGGGAAUCUGCUAGAAGGUCCAGGUUGAGGAAGCAGGCUGAGACUGAGGAACUUGCACGAAAAGUUGACGCCUUAUCUGCGGAGAAUGUGGCACUUAAAUCUGAAAUAAGUCGAUUGACUGAGAAUUCUAGCACGCUGAAGCUAGAAAAUGCUACAUUAAUGGAUAAACUGAAAAAUACACGCGUAGGACGAAUGGAAGAGAUUAUGAUGAACAUUGAUGAUAAGAGGGUCCAACCUUUUAGUACUGAGAACCUACUGUCGAGAGUUAAUAACUCGGGUUCCAUUGCUAGGGAUGCUGAGAAAGAGGGUGACAUGUAUGAGAAAAACUCGGGGGCUAAGCUGCAUCAACUCCUGGAUGCGAGUCCCAGGGCUGAUGCAGUUGCUGCUGGCUGAUCAAUCGACCGGCAUACGUGCAGUUUCUUUAAUUCUGUAGUUUUGGCAUAUUACAAGCCCAAAAUUACUGCUAACAGUAAGCAGGAGAAAUGUGACAGCUGAACAGGAUUGUUACCAUGGUGAAAGCUGAGGCCCCUAAUUGUUAUUUGUGAUUAGUUAUCCCAUUGCAGAACUAAUGGUUUUUUUUCCCCGUUUUUCUUGAGUAAAAGACUAGAAUUCAGAUGUGCUGGAAUGGCCACUGAAGGGUGAUGUUGUACAUUGAAGAGUUAGAGAUUUAGAAUAGAAAAACCUUCAUAUAUGCUGUGAGUGUGGUGAAUAAUUCAGUUACCCGUGAUGUGAUGACCAUGCAAUUUGAAUGAGCAUACAUGUAUGUUUUAUUUAUUUAUUAA